This is a messenger RNA of Aspergillus tubingensis, 390 nucleotides long. RefSeq names its product P-loop containing nucleoside triphosphate hydrolase protein. The record is from RefSeq and is a predicted model, not a curated record. The transcript has a single exon. The coding region runs from base 1 to 390 and encodes 129 amino acids. Lineage: Eukaryota; Fungi; Ascomycota; Eurotiomycetes; Eurotiales; Aspergillaceae.
AUGGUGGACGUUGAGAACUCCGAAGGUCGAAAACUCGUACAGCAAACCGGCUGGCCGCCCUCUCCUGUCCUCCCUCCUUGGCCUGCUCGCCAGCGAUCCCGCUCUCCCUUUCAUCGCGAAGCGACGUAUCGCGAGCGGGCUCGCUUCCCUUCGAGCGCCAUCGACAACUGGCUGCUCACACGGGGUGGUCUGCCUCAGCUUGAUCUAAUUCCUCGUGGCAACCUCGUCUUAUUGCCAGUCGAGGAACUGGAGAACCAGUAUAGGCUUGCCCGCGCCGCUGAAGAAUUGGCUGCUGCAAGCGCCCGGCGUACGUGGGUUGAGGAGGAGCUCCGGCGUGUGCGUCGCGACAGGGAUGGUCGCAACAGUGACAACCAACGAGAUGGUCAGUAG